Seriola dumerili (greater amberjack) is the source of this 8084-nucleotide messenger RNA. Its product is annotated as teneurin transmembrane protein 3. The transcript is spliced from 29 exons. NCBI's taxonomy places the organism in Eukaryota, Metazoa, Chordata, Actinopteri, Carangiformes, Carangidae. Gene Ontology annotation, molecular function: protein homodimerization activity; cell adhesion molecule binding; protein heterodimerization activity. Gene Ontology annotation, biological process: neuron development; signal transduction; heterophilic cell-cell adhesion. The record is from RefSeq and is a predicted model, not a curated record. Gene Ontology annotation, cellular component: neuron projection; membrane. The coding region runs from base 52 to 8022 and encodes 2656 amino acids.
UCCUACAGCUCCAGCGAGACGCUCCAGGCCUUUGACCAUGACCCUUCACGAAUGUUGUUUGGAGGCAGAGUCAAGGAGAUGGUCCACAAGGAGAGUGCAGAGUACAGCAGGCCAGGGCAGACAUUUUCGUUGAGGCAGCUCGGGAUCUGUGAGCCACCGGCUCGCAGAGGCUUGGCGCUAUGCCCUGAGACGGGCCUCUCCCACCCACUCAGCAGCUACUCCAGAGGACCAGUCGCUACAGAAAACCAUGAACCUGUUUCACCGGAACGUACCAUGACUCUUUGGGGAACGGGGGCAAAGUCUGGGCAGAAUUCAUGCCUCUCCAGUCGCUCUAACUCGGCGCUCACACUCACUGACACGGAAAUGGACAAUAAAUCGGACAAUGAGAUGGGUGAUCAUCUGUCUAGUCAGCAAGGCCCACCACCUCUCCCACCAGCCCCGCCCCCACACAAGCAGCAUCCGUCCAUCACGUCCCUGAGCCGCAGCUCACUGGCCAAUCAGAGGAGCCCGAGCCCGCCGCCCACAGCCGGCCUGGCGGCCGACUUGCAGAGUACGGCAGAAUGCGUCCAGCUGCAGGACAGCUGGGUCCUGGGCAGCAAUGUUGCCCUGGAGAGCAGGCACUUUCUUUUUAAAACGGGCACAGGAACGACACCUUUCUUUGGCGCAGCAGCCCCUGGUUACACCAUGGCAACGGGGACGGUUUACUCCACACCGGCACGCCCUCUGCCCAGAAACAGCCUGUCCAGAGGGGCUUUCAAGUUCAAGAAGUCACCUAAACACUGCUCCUGGAAGUGCACCGCCCUGAUCGCUGUUGGCAUAGCCGUGGUGCUGUCCAUCAUUCUCUGCUACUGCAUAGCAAUGCACCUUUUCGGCCUCAAUUGGCAGCUCCAAGAGUUGGACAACCAGCCGGCUUUUGAAAACGGAGGAGUUGGGAAGACAGGGCCCACUCAGUCGAGCAUAGUGACAGCUCUGGCUGCUGACGGGAGGACUAGUGUGCUCCAUCAGGAGAACAACUCAAUCGAUACCGGACAAGUCGACGUAGGGAAGAGGGUGGGUCAGAGCGUCCCACCUGGUGUGUUCUGGCGUUCUCAACUAAGCAUGGACCAACCACGCUUCCUCAAGUUCAAUAUCUCGGUACAGAAGAACGCACUGAUUGGAGUCUAUGGACGAAAGGGUCUUGCGCCAUCUCACACGCAGUAUGACUUUGUGGAGCUAUUGGAUGGCAGCCGGCUUAUCGCUAAAGAGCAUCGGACUCCGAGCGAACCUGAGACAAGGUCCCGCCUGGAUCAUCCGGUUGCCGUCCACCAAGCCGGAUUCAUCCAGUACCUGGACUCAGGGGUGUGGCACCUGGCGUUUUAUAAUGACGGACGGAGCGUGGAGGCAGUGUCCUACAACACCAUUAUACAGGACUCUGUCAUGGAGUGCACACACAACUGUUACGGGAACGGAGAGUGUGUGGCGGGAUCGUGUCACUGCUUCCCAGGAUUCAUAGGGCCAUACUGUUCCAGAGCCGCCUGUCCAGUCCUGUGCAGCGGUAACGGCCAGUACACCAGGGGGCGCUGCCAGUGCUACAGUGGCUGGAAGGGCACCGAGUGUGACGUUCCUGCCUCCCAGUGUAUCGACCCUCAGUGCGGGGGACACGGACACUGUGUGGCGGGCAACUGUGUGUGCAACUCUGGCCACAAAGGGACCAACUGUGAGCAAGUGGAUUGCGUGGACCCGGCGUGCUCCGGUCACGGAGCCUGUCAUCAUGGUGAGUGCCACUGUAACCCGGGCUGGGGCGGGAUCAGCUGCGAAAUCCUGAAGAGCACUUGUCCAGAGCAGUGCUCCAGUCACGGCACCUUCAACACCGACUCGGGAACCUGCAUCUGUGAGGCCAACUGGACAGGGGCCGACUGCUCCAUAGAGGUGUGUGUGGUGGACUGCGGUCCCCACGGCUCGUGCAUCAGCGGCGUGUGUCACUGCGAGGAAGGCUGGACAGGACCAGAAUGUGAGCAGAGGGACUGUCACCCACGCUGCAUCGACCACGGAGUCUGCCGAGAGGGCAAGUGUGACUGCCACCAGGGCUGGACGGGUGAACACUGCACCAUCGCCCUGGAUUCCAGAGUAUCAGGAGCAGUCAAGAUAGGAUAUAAAGACGGCUGCCCCGGGCUCUGCAACAACAACGGGAGGUGCGUCCUGGAUCAAAACGUCUGGCACUGCAUCUGCCAGUCAGGGUGGAGAGGGCUGGGAUGCGAUGUAGCGACCGAAACGCUCUGCUCAGAUGGCAAGGAUAAUGAGGGAGAUGGGCUCAUCGACUGCAUGGACCCAGACUGCUGCACUCAAAUCUCCUGCCAGGGUCAGACCUACUGUCGUGGCUCACCUGACCCCACUGCCAUCGCAGGCCAGGGCCAGAGUUCAGCCGCCCAGCCCACAUCGAAAGGCUUUUAUGACCGUGUCAGUUUUUUGAUUGGUCCCAGCGGCAGUCAUGUGAUACCCUGGGAUAACCCGUUCAACAGCAGCCUGGCAUCAGUCAUCCGGGGUCAGGUCCUCACGGGAGACGGGACGCCGCUGAUUGGAGUCAACGUGUCUUUUCUGCACUAUCCAGAGUACGGCUACACCACCACGCGGCAGGAUGGCAUGUUUGACCUCCUGGCCAAUGGCGGUGCUUCUUUGACACUGAGUUACGAGCGUGCCCCGUUCCCCACGUUGCACCGCACAGUGUGGCUGCCCUGGAACGUUUUCCAUGUGAUGGACACCGUGGUGAUGAAGCGGGAAGAAAACGACAUCCCCAGCUGCUACCUGACCGGCUUGUUCAGACCCAACCCCCUCAUCCUGGCCACGCCCCUCUCCACAUUAUACAAGACCUCCCCGGAGGACAGUCCCAUCAUCCCAGAGACCCAGGUCCUUCAUGAGCAAGUGGCCAUACCAGGCAGUGACCUUAACCUGGUCUACCUGAGCUCCAGGGCAGCUGGCUACAAGCCCAUCCUCAAGGUGCUCCUGACCCAGGACCGUCUCCCCUUUGGCCUGAUGAAGGUCCACCUGAUGGUGGCCGUCAUGGGCCGUCAGUUCCAGAAGUCUUUCCCUGCUUUCCCCGACCUCUCCUACACCUUCAUCUGGGAUAAAACAGACGCCUACAAUCAGAAGGUCUUCGGCCUGGCAGAGGCUGUGGUGUCAGUGGGAUAUGAAUAUGAGUCCUGCCUUGAUGUGGUGCUGUGGGAGAAGAGGACGGCGGUGUUACAAGGCUAUGAACUGGAUGCCUCCAACAUGGGAGGGUGGAUGUUAGACAAACACCACAUAUUGGACAUUCAGAAUGGCAUUCUUUACAAAGGCAGUGGGGAGAACCAGUUCAUCUCUCUCCAGCCCCCUGUGAUCUCCACUGUCAUGGGGAACGGGCGGCGCAGAAGCAUAUCAUGCCCCAGCUGUAAUGGACAGGCCCAAGGCAACAAGCUGUUGGCGCCGGUGGCUCUGGCAUGGGGCAUCGAUGGAAGUCUGUAUGUUGGAGAUUUCAACUACAUCCGCCGCAUCUACCCAUCUGGCAAUGUCACAAGUAUCAUGGAGCUCAGCAACAACCCUGCACACCGGUAUUACCUGACAACUCACCCAGUAACUGGCCAGCUGUAUGUGUCAGACACAAACUCCCGGAGAAUCUACCGACCGAAAAUCUUAACCGGGACCAAGGAUCUGCAGUCGAACACAGAGGUGGUGGCAGGAACUGGUGAACACUGUCUGCCCUUUGAUGAGAACCACUGUGGGGACGGAGGCAAAGCUCCAGAGGCGUCUCUCACUGGACCCAAAGGCAUCGCCGUGGACAAGAAUGGGCUGAUUUAUUUUGUUGAUGGCACCACGAUCCGAAAGGUGGAUCAGAACGGCAUCAUCUCCACUUUCCUUGGUUCCAAUGACCUGACAUCGGCCCGCCCUCUGACCUGUGACAACAGCAUGGACAUCAAUCAGGUGAUUUUGGAGUGGCCCACAGACCUAGCAAUUAGCCCCAUGGACAACUCACUAUAUGUCCUGGACAACAAUAUAGUGCUACGCAUCACAGAGAACGGUCAAGUGAGCAUCGCAGCUGGCCGGCCUAUCCACUGCCCACUGGCUGGACUGGAGCGCGGAGUGGCAGGUGGUCAGAGGGCGCAGUUAACCCCUCUAGAAUCUGCUGUUUCCAUCUCCGUAUCUUUCCACGGUGCCAUUUACAUAGCGGAGACAGAUGAGCGAAAGAUGAGCAGGAUCCGGAAGGUUUCUGUGGAUGGAGAGAUAACGCAUUUGGCGGGAGCUCCCUCUGACUGCGAUUGCAAGAAUGAUGCCAACUGUGACUGUUACCAGACAGGGGAUGGCUAUGCCAAAGAUGCAAGGCUCAAUGCUCCAUCUUCUUUAGUGGCAGCUCCAGAUGGAACACUCUACGUGGCAGACCUGGGCAACAUCCGCAUCCGGGCCAUCUAUAGAAACGGGCCAACUUUGACUUCCAGUGCCAGUACGUAUGAGGUGGCUUCCCCUGAUGCCCAGGAGCUGUAUGUGUUUGACAGCAACGGCACCCACCAACACACUGCAAGCCUCCUCACCGGAGACUUAAAAUAUACUUUCAGCUACAGCACAGAGAAUGACAUCACGGCUGUUACCGAUAGCAGCGGCAACACCUUGAGGAUACGCAGAGAUCCUAACCGCAUGCCGGUGCGUGUCGUCGCCCCUGACAACCAGGUGAUUUGGCUGACUAUGGGCACCAAUGGCAGAUUGAAAACUCUUACAGCGCAGGGCCAGGAGCUGGUGCUUCUUACCUACCAUGGUAACAAUGGCCUGCUGGCCACGAAGACAUCAGAGAUUGGCUGGACAACUUUCUAUGACUAUGACAGUGAGGGACGGCUAAUGAAUGUGACGUUCCCCACUGGAAUGGUGAAUAACUUGUACACAGACAUAUACAGCGCUUUGACGGUGGACAUUGAGAGCUCCAUGACAGAGGAGGAAAUCAGCAUCACCACGAAUACCUCAACCAUUCGUGCCUUCUACACUCUGGCUCAGGACCAAUGUAGAAGUAGCUAUCAGGUUGGCUUUGACAACUCGCUGAGGAUUACCUAUGCCAACGGGAUGGACACCCACUACCAGACAGAGCCCCACAUCCUGGCAGGCGCUGCCAACCCAACUGUAGCCAGACGCAACAUGAGCUUGCCAGGGGAGAGUGGGCAGAACUUGGUUGAGUGGCGCUUCCGCAAAGAACAAGCCAGAGGGAAAGUUAUCGUGUUUGGACGCAAGCUUAGGGUGAAUGGGCGGAACAUACUCUCUGUCGAUUAUGAUCGCACCCUGAGGACAGAGAAGAUUUAUGAUGACCACAGGAAGUUCCUCUUAAAGAUUAUAUACGACACAGCAGGCCACCCGGUGCUCUGGGUGCCCAGCAGUAAGCUACUGCCGGUUAAUGUGAGCCGCACAAGCAGCGGGCAAAUCAGUGCCCUGCAGAGAGGUCCCACCACUGAGAGACUCGAGUAUGAUAGCCAGGGCCGCCUGGUUUCCAGGGUGUUUGCUGAUGGGAAGAUAUGGAGUUACACCUACCUAGAGCAGUCCAUGGUUCUCCUGCUCCACAGUCAGCGCCAGUACAUAUUUGAUUUCGACUCUCUGGACCGGCUUUCUGCUGUCACCAUGCCAAGUGUGGCGCGCUACACAAUGCAGACCAUCCGUUCAGUGGGUUACUACAGGAACCUCUACCACCCCCCGGAGAGCAACGCCUCAGUGGCUGUGGACUACAGUGAAGAUGGCCUCCUACUGAGGGUAGCUCACCUCGGUACAGGACGCAGGGUCCUGUACAGGUAUCGCCGGCAGAAUAAACUUUCAGAGAUACUGUACGACAGCACAAGGGUCAGCUUCACCUAUGACGAGAUGGCGGGUGUGCUGAAGACCGUCAACCUGCAGAAUGAAGGUUUCAUCUGCUCCAUUCGUUAUCGCCAAGUGGGUCCCCUGGUGGACCGACAGAUUUUCCGCUUCAGCGAGGAUGGCAUGGUCAAUGCACGUUUUGAUUACACCUAUGACAGCAGUCUGCGUGUCACCAGUGUGCAAGGUGUCAUCAACGAAACACCGCUACCCAUCGAUCUAUACCAGUUUGAUGACAUCUCAGGAAAAGUUGAGCAGUUUGGAAAGUUUGGGGUGAUCUACUAUGAUAUAAAUCAGAUCAUCUCCACUGCAGUCAUGACCUAUACCAAGCACUUUGAUGCACACGGACGCAUCAAGGAGAUCCAGUAUGAGAUCUUUCGUUCACUCAUGUACUGGAUCACUUUCCAGUAUGAUGAUGUGGGCCGAGUCACCAAGCGGGAGAUCAAGAUUGGUCCCUUUGCCAACACCACCAAGUACAGCUAUGAGUAUGACGUGGAUGGCCAGCUCCAGACCGUAUACUUGAAUGACAAAGUGAUGUGGCGCUAUACGUAUGACCUUAAUGGAAAUCUGCACCUGCUGAAUGCAGGAAACAGUGCUAGACUUCUCCCUCUGCGCUAUGACUUGAGAGACCGCAUCACCCGCCUUGGUGAUAUCCAAUACAGAAUGGAUGAAGACGGUUUCCUUCGUCAGAGAGGAGCAGAAAUCUUUGAGUACAACUCUAAAGGGCUCUUGGUUCGGGUCUACAGCAAGAGCGGUGGCUGGACGAUUCAGUAUCGCUAUGAUGGACUCGGCCGCAGAGUCUCCACCAAAACCAGCUUGGGCCAACACCUGCAGUAUUUCUACGCAGACCUGAGCUACCCAGCCAGGAUUACACAUGUAUACAACCACUCCAGUUCAGAGAUCACCUCGCUCUACUAUGACCUCCAAGGCCAUCUCUUUGCUAUGGAGAUCAGCAGCGGGGAGGAGUUCUACAUUGCCUGUGAUAACACUGGCACACCUCUGGCUGUCUUCACCAGCAACGGACUCCUCGUCAAACAGCUCCAGUACACGGCAUACGGUGAGGUCUACUUCGACUCAAACCCAGACUUCCAGCUCGUGCUAGGGUUUCACGGAGGACUGUAUGACCCCCUGACCAAACUGCUGCACUUUGGGGAGCAGGAUUAUGAUAUAAUGUCUGGAAGGUGGACUGUUCCAGAUGUCUCUACUUGGAAAAAAGUUGGCAGAGAGCCUGCUCCUUUUAAUUUAUACAUGUUUAGAAAUAACAACCCCAUCAGCAAAGUCCAUGAAGUGAGAGAAUAUGUUGCAGAUGUGAACAGCUGGCUCGUAACCUUUGGCUUUCAUCUUCACAACACCAUUCCUGGGUUUCCAGUCCCAAAAUUUGAUUUAAGCAUGCCGUCCUAUGAACUGAGGAAGAGUCAGCUCUGGGAUGAUCUGCCGUCUAUCUCUGGGGUCCAGCAGGAAGUAACCAGACAAGCCCACUCGCUCUUGUCAUUCGAGCGGCUGCCAGAGGUCCAUCUCAGUCGAGGUCGCAGAGGUGAAAAGUCUUGGCUGUGGUUCUCAGCAGCAAUGUCUCCCAUCGGAAGAGCUGUUAUGUUUGCCAUCUACAAGGGCAGCAUCCAUACUCACACACUCAACGUGGCCAGUGAGGACUGUAUCAAAGUUGCGACAAUCCUCAACAACGCGUUCUAUCUGGAAGACCUCCACUUCACUAUAGAAGGACGGGACACGCACUACUUUGUCAAGCCAGGCCUUCCGGACGCAGACCUCGCUGCGUUGCACCUCACUAGUGGACACAAGACUCUGGAGAACGGUGUCAAUGUGACCGUCUCCCAGUCCACCACAGUCAUGGAUAGUCGGACUCGCCGUUUUGCAGAUGUGGAGAUUCGUGCCGGCGCUCUAGCUCUUCAUAUCCGCUAUGGAUCCACGGUGGACGAGGAGAAAGCGCGAGUUGUUGAGCUCGCUCGUCAGCGCGCCCUUGCGGGGGCGUGGGCAAGAGAACAGCAACGAGUGCGAGAUGGCGAGGAGGGGGUCCGCCCCUGGACAGAGGGGGAGAAGAGGCAGCUUCUGAGUAGUGGAAAAGUUUUGGGCUAUGAUGGGUACUACGUGCUCUCUAUCGAGCAGUACCCAGAGUUAGCAGACAGCGCUAAUAACAUCCAUUUUCUUCGGCAAAGUGAAAUUGGGAAAAGGUAACAAUACGAGGUGCAUUUUCUGCCAAAGAGACUUCAUUUUGGUAGAGACAUACUAGCGGACAA